Ruditapes philippinarum (Manila clam) is the source of this 2091-nucleotide messenger RNA. Its product is annotated as suppressor of SWI4 1 homolog. The record is from RefSeq and is a predicted model, not a curated record. Gene Ontology annotation, molecular function: rRNA binding. The transcript has 10 exons. Gene Ontology annotation, cellular component: preribosome, large subunit precursor. Gene Ontology annotation, biological process: rRNA processing; ribosomal large subunit assembly. The coding region runs from base 138 to 1601 and encodes 487 amino acids. NCBI's taxonomy places the organism in Eukaryota, Metazoa, Mollusca, Bivalvia, Venerida, Veneridae.
GCUGUUUCCGAGUGCACAAAUGCCAAGUAGGAAGGAUAAAUUGCCACUGAUGAUAAUUGUAGUGACACCGUAGUAAACACAUGUCUUACAAAAACACUACUUAUAUUUUCAUAGUAUAAGAAUUUGAGAAGUCAAAAAUGGCUAAGAGGAGAAAGGGUAAGAAGAAGAAGACAUCUAAGAUUGACAUUCAGGAACAGAGUUACCAGGAUGCACCUCAUUCAUUUGUCUUCCAUCGCGGACAUGUUGGGAGAAAUGUUAAACAACUGGUUAUUGACACAAGAAAUGUUAUGGAACCUUUCACAGCUAAGAAUCUUCAGGUCAAAAGAAAGAAUGUACUUAAAGAUUUUGUGAGUGUGGCAGGAUUUUUGCAUGUGUCACAUUUUGUCAUGUUCACAAAAACAGACGUUGGUGUGUACCUUAGAUUAUGUAGGCUUCCUCGUGGGCCGACAUUGACAUUCAAGGUUCAUGACUAUUGCCUCAGUAAAGAUGUGAUAUCAUCACUACGGAAACCAAAUCUUGAACAGAUCCAGUUCCUAAAUCAUCCACUUCUUGUAAUGAAUAACUUCAGUGGUGCUGGAAAUCAUGUCAAAUUAAUGGCAACCAUGUUUCAGAAUAUGUUUCCUUCUAUAAAUGUACAUAAGGUGAAAUUAAAUGAUGUCAGGAGAUGUGUUUUAGUCAGCUUUGAUACAGACACAAACUUGAUAGACUUCAGACAUUAUAACAUCAAAGUAGUUCCUGUUGGAAUGACUCGUGGAGUUAAGAAAAUAAUGCAGGCAAAGAUUCCUAAUCUUGCCAAAUAUGGGGACAUUAGCGAAUAUAUGAACAGAGCUGGAUACUCUUCAGAGAGUGAGGUAGAAUUAGACGGCCCAGUGAACGAAGUGGUUUUACCUCAGCAGAUAAAGAGCAGAGGAAAUAUCAAGUCUGCUAAGAGUGCUGUCAGAUUGACAGAACUGGGGCCACGAUUGAAAUUAGAGUUGAUAAAGAUAGAAGAAGGUAUAUGUGAGGGUCAGGUCAUGUAUCACAGUCUGAUAACAAAGACAGAGGCCGAACUUGCUGCCAUGAAAGCUUUGAGAGAAAAAAAGAAGAAGGCGAAGGAGACAAGACGCCAAAAUCAACAAGCAAAUAUACAGAAAAAACAACUUGAGAAGGAGAAACAUAAAGAGAAGAGUUUAGAGGGUAUCAGGAGAAAAAACAUGGAGGAUGAAGUAGAACAGCCUGAAACAUUAGUACCUGCUGAUGAAGAUGAUGACAUUGAUUAUUACAAACAAGAAGUUGGCCAUUUGCCAGAUGCUGAUUCUUUCGUACCUGGGAAAAACAAACGGAAGAAACUGGUAACAGAAAGAAAUCCAGUUGUAAAGAAGAGGAAAAUUGAUGUGAAAGGCAAAAAAACUGACAAUGUAGCUAAAGGGGACAAAAGCUCAAAAGGCAAACGUGAAUUCACUAAAGGGAAAAAUGAUAGAACUUCAAAUGAUAAAAACCAAAAGAAGUCAAAAACUGAAGGAAAAACACCAUUUGAUAUAAUGAUGGAGAGAAAGAAGAGGAAAAAGAAGAUGGUGGAAAAGAAGAAGAAUAAAUUCAAAGGGAAGAAAAAGAAAGUCUGAUUUUAUGGGGGAUGGGGAAGAAGGCUAAUUUUAUGGGGGAUUUGGGAAGUGUGUGUUGAAUAGUACUGAUUAAGAAUUUCAAUGGGAGAUUAUGUUAUCAUAUUGUGAUGAUAUUUAAGAUGAAAAUUCAGUCCAAUGUGUCCCUUGUUCUGAAAUAAGUGGCACAAGUAGUUGAUUUCCCCAGGUAGUCAUGUAUUUGAAAUUCUAAGUUUAAAAUACAGUACUACUGUUAAAUAAGCGAACAUAUUUUCUAUUAUUUUUCAUCAGUACAGUUAACUUCACAACCAAGUAUUGUUAGUAUUAAAAGCAUGAAUUAUGUUAAGGAAUGCCUCCUAUUAGUUGCAAUAAUUGUAAAAUUGUUAUUGACUUAUUGUUGAUAUGAAAUGAGAAAUUAGCAAUUUAAUUACCACAAGAAGUUUGUAAUUAUAAUUAUAUGGUGCCUUCAGGUAUGUCCAAAAUCUGAAAUAAUAGACAUUGUUAAUAAAGAGUC